CUUGUUGACAUUUCUAGUUUAUUUACAUACGAAUCACCAAAAAGCUGCUUGAAUUAUUGAAGUUCUCGGGUUCGUCAUACUUAUCCAUAACUUUUGCCGUUAUUCUAACUAAACAGUGUGAAUUAAUGCUUUGCUGUAUACAGUGAUUGCAGGCAUGUUAACGUAAUCUAACGAUCAGCUGGCCAUUUCGCUACGGCGCCCGGUGAUUGAGUUUGCCAGAAGAAUAUAGGUACGUUUAGAUGUCUAGCAUGAAUCGAAAUGGCAGCGAAGUGAUUUAUAUUGGUGAUAAGAGCAGUAAUCGACAACGAAAUGCACCCAGUCCGGAUGCUGAUAGGAAAGAGGUGAAAAUCCUGUUUUUCGACCUGACUUAUUAUAACACGACAACGCAGUUUCUGCUAUGCUGUGCCGGCGUGUUUGUGCUCUAUCUACUGUAUGGGUACAUGCAGGAACUAAUUUUCACACUGGAUGGAUUCAAACCGUACGGUUGGUUUCUCACGCUAGUUCAGUUCGCCUACUACACCGUAUUCGGUUAUAUUGAGCGAUUCAUGGAACGGGUCAAAACUCCCCGCUGCAUUCCGAUGAAAACCUACGUUCUGCUCGCGUUUCUAACGCUCGGAACGAUGGGACUGUCCAACUCCAGCCUCGGCUAUCUGAACUAUCCGACGCAGGUCAUCUUUAAGUGUUGUAAGUUGGUGCCAGUACUGAUUGGCAGCAUCCUGAUCCAGGGUAAGAAACACGGACCGUUGGACUUCCUGGCGGCAGGCGCAAUGUGUAUCGGUCUGACGCUGUUUACGCUGGCCGAUUCCCAGGUGUCACCAAAUUUUAACACCUUCGGGGUGCUGCUGAUUUCGUUGGCUUUGCUGUGUGACGCGGCAAUCGGGAACGUACAGGAGAAGGCCAUGCGAGAGCACAAAGCACCCAACAAUGAGGUGGUUAUUUACUCCUACGGCAUUGGAUUCGUCUAUCUGGGUGUGAUUAUGCUGGUUACGGGAAAUUUGUUCUCCGGAAUUGCUUUUUGCAUGGAGCAUCCGGUGGAAACCUACGGUUACGCUUUCCUGUUUAGUCUUUCCGGCUAUCUCGGAAUUCAAAUCGUUCUCACGCUGGUGCGAACGUGUGGCGCCCCUCUGGCGGCAACCGUAACAACCGCGCGGAAAGCCGUUACGAUUGCCCUGUCGUUUGUGUUUUUCAGUAAACCGUUCACGAUGAACUAUCUCUGGUCCGGACUGAUUGUGGUGCUAGGAAUCUAUCUCAAUGUCUACAGUAAGCGCAGCAAGUUGACGUUCGGUGAUAUUAGCAGGAUUUGCACGUGGUUCUACUAUAAGUUGGCUCCUCACGGGCGAAGUUCCGCGUCCGGUACCAAAAAGUUACUACUAGAGGUAUAGAUACUAGUGUUAUUUAAAGAAACAAUUUACCACAAUUUGACCGCCCACAAUAAAUGUGCUUAAAAUUAGGAUAGCA
Messenger RNA from Wyeomyia smithii (pitcher-plant mosquito), 1458 nucleotides. It is a transcript of the gene Papst2, whose product is annotated as adenosine 3'-phospho 5'-phosphosulfate transporter 2. Gene Ontology annotation, molecular function: 3'-phosphoadenosine 5'-phosphosulfate transmembrane transporter activity. The record is from RefSeq and is a predicted model, not a curated record. Bases 240 to 1382 code for a protein of 380 amino acids. The transcript is spliced from 3 exons. Lineage: Eukaryota; Metazoa; Arthropoda; Insecta; Diptera; Culicidae. Gene Ontology annotation, cellular component: endoplasmic reticulum membrane; Golgi membrane. Gene Ontology annotation, biological process: transmembrane transport.